Messenger RNA from Anoplopoma fimbria (sablefish), 2705 nucleotides. It is a transcript of the gene fbxl6, whose product is annotated as F-box and leucine-rich repeat protein 6. The coding region runs from base 158 to 1879 and encodes 573 amino acids. Gene Ontology annotation, molecular function: protein binding. Gene Ontology annotation, cellular component: SCF ubiquitin ligase complex. The transcript is spliced from 10 exons. Gene Ontology annotation, biological process: SCF-dependent proteasomal ubiquitin-dependent protein catabolic process. Lineage: Eukaryota; Metazoa; Chordata; Actinopteri; Perciformes; Anoplopomatidae. The record is from RefSeq and is a predicted model, not a curated record.
GGGAUUUGCAAUGCAUUGUGGGAAUACUAUUAAGACUGGAGCUGGAAGUUGAAAGCUGCCUCGGUGAACUAGCAGCAGAUGCCGAUAUGUCUCUUCUCCGCCAAUGUCUGAUUGUCUGUGAAUGAAGCUCGGCAUAAAGACUAAAUAGCAGCACACAAUGGACUCCCCUGAAGCAGAGGCUUCAACCCACAGUGAAAGAAGAGAAGACACCGCGGCAAGCACAUCAAAUACGUCAGGACAAGGAGAAGAUGGACCAACAAAGCCAAAGAAGGCAUCGUUGAAGAGGACCAAAAGUAAACCUACAAAUGCAAAAGCCAAGAAGCAUAAAAAGGCUAGAGUCUCCAGGCCUGCACAGCUUGGCUACACUGUCCAUCAAGGGGAAGACAUGCUUCUUGUUAUAUCGAGUUCUACCUCUCAGUAUGAUGGUUCAGCCUGGACCCCCCCAAAGAAGGGAAGCAAAAGAAAGAAGCUUGCUAAAGGAAAGGUGAAAGCCAAUCAGCUUAAGAAAAAAAAGACAGUCCGUGCUAUGCCUAAACUGACAAAUAAUCCUGUUGCCAAGGAAAAAGAACACAGUAACUUGUUUGUGCCACAGAAAGCAACAGACCACAGAUGGGGUGAAAGUCUUCCUGAGGAGGUGCUAAUCAGUAUUUUUCAGAUGGUGGUCGUCCAAGACGGUGCCGUACCAUUUCUAUGCAGGGUGGGUAGAGUUUGUCGUCUAUGGAACUCUGCUGCCUCCAGUCCGGUCCUGUGGCGUAAAGUGACCGUAGGUCACUGCUGGAUUGCACCAGGGAAAUCCCAGCUACCCAAAACUGAGAAGAAGAUUAAGGAUACUUUUAACUGGCUGGCACAGAACAGAUUCUCUCAGCUACGAGAUUUCGCUCUCUGUCACUGGUCAAAGAAUGUUACCUAUGCAGUAGAGGUUGUGUCGCAGUUCUGCCCUCACCUUCGCUCCCUCAAGCUCUCCUACUGUACAGGCCUGACAGCGACAGCCUUCCAUGCACUUGCUCUACACUGCCGGUCCCUGCAAAGCAUGGAUCUCCAGUACUCUGAGUUUCAGGUUGAGGGACUCCUCGAGUACCUGGAAAAACAUGGGAGCCAGAUCAAGCAAAUUUUGUUCACUCAUGGACUAAAGAAUGACAGACUUCUAACUGCCAUCACCAGGGGGAACUGUCCUGAUUUGGAGUUGCUGGAGGUCAACACAAAGCUCGACAGUAAAGAUUGUGAACUUCCCGUUUGCAUCCAUGCACUACAGAUGGCAUGCCCUAAACUCAAGACCUUCCGGAUGCUGAAUGUCAGACCUCUGCACAAGACUAUGCGUAAUGCUGCAGACUCAACAUUAGGCUUCCCGUUGCUGGAGGAGCUGUGUAUAGCAACCACUUCUUAUUCCUACAUGACAGACAAAGACUUGUGGGACAUCCUCUUUGGCUCCACCAGGCUGCGAGUGUUGGACCUGCGAGGCUGUUCUCGAAUCACACCAUCUGGUCUCACAACACUACCAUGUCUUGAGCUUGAGUGUCUGUUCUGGGGACAGUAUUUCAGCAGCAACGUUGGGUUGCCAUCACCUAAGAAGGGGCUUCACAUGCUGACCCAGAAAUGGAGUCGAACACUGCAACAGCUUGACAUCGCAAACCAGCUUUUCGCCGAGGAGGACUUGGAGAUGGCGAUGAUUCACCUUGCUCACGCCACAGAGGCAGAUACCCUUCGUUCACUAAACCUGAGUGGGACCAGGAUCACGCCACCGGCCCUCAGGCCAGUCAUCGGCCAAAUGACUGCUCUUAGCUACCUCAACCUUUCAUCCUGCCGGUAUCUUCCAAGAGGACUGAAGAGAAUUUACCGUGGCCAAGAGGACAUUCGCCAGCUGCUGGACAAAUUGGAGUAGUUGUCAUAUUCAUUUGGUUCCAGAAAUGGUUCCAGGCUUAUGUGAAUGCCUUAACACAUGCCUCUUUGUGGAUUAUAUGGUUCAAGUAAUGAUGGUUGAUGGAUUGUUGUUAGAAAUUUUACCCACAGGUGUUUUUGUAAAUGUUGUUUUAAAUGUAUACUGUACGCAUAAAGCAGUUCAUGCAAUAGCCCUCCUUACUGUUCUAGAAAGCAAGGGUGUGGAAUCCACUGAGAAAACCUGUUGCUGCUGUAUUACUGUCAGUUUAUACAAGGUAAGAGCACCAUCUACUCUACAUGUAGCUUAAGGGGUGACAUUGAUCAUGAAUUUGAAAACAUUUAUAUUAAUCACCCCAACUGUUAUCAACAGGGACAUUCAGACCUGUAUACCCAGGUUUCCUAGAUUUUUGACUUUCUUUUUUUUUUAAAUACAUUUUUACACCAAGUUACAAUAAUACCAGACAAAGGUUUGUCUAGAAUUAUUUUACAUUAAAAAUGAAUGUUCAACAUGUCAGUAUGAACUUUUUUGUGUAUUUUCCACGAGAGAGUGCUGUACACUCAAGGUAAAUUUACAGAAUGGCAGACGGGUCAUUCUUACUGCAUUUGUACUGUUAUUCAGGAAAUAGAUUCAAAUGUUUUCAAGUGAGACACAUGUCACACUUUUACACAUUAGAGAUGGUUGCAUUUGAUUUGCUUUAUUGUUGUUGAACAGGAAGUUUAAUUGGUGCAUUUAGGACUCUAAAAGUUGUCCAACCCACAUGAGGACUCUUCAACCAGGAAAUAAUUUACAGUAUGUGUUGUACUGAACCAAUAAACAUAUCAAGUUCCAA